AUGGGGUUCGCAUCCAAAAUCGCAGCCAGUCAAAGCGGCGGAGGGGUCUACUCUGGAGCUCCUCCAGCUGGCUACACGGGCGGCCCUCCCCCAGCACAAGGCGGAUCUCAGUAUCCCGGCCAACAGCAGUAUCAGGCAUAUCAACCCCCUCAGCCACAAGGACAACAGCAGCAGCAGCAGACCCCAGGCGGCCCGGCGCCCUACCCUACGUCAUCCCCGCAACCACCCUAUCCCGCGUACAGUCCUGCUCCUGCUGGUCAGCAACAGCCUCCUCCUUCUACCAACCCAGGAUACCCUCCUCAGCAGUCACAAUAUAGCCAGCAGCCACAGCAGGUUGGUUAUUCCAGACCUCCUGCGCCUCUGCCGCAGUACGGUGGUGGUGCCCCGCAGCAGUCAUAUGGUCAACCCCCCCCGGGACAGCAAUCUUAUGCACCUAAUUACAAUGCCGGCGGCUCCUACGGUGCUUAUCCUCCCCAGGGACAACAAGGACAUCAACAAGGGCCUCCUCCACCGGGGCCUCCAGGACAGUAUGGCGCACCUCCACAAGGCGGCGCACCUUACGGUGGAGGCUAUGGCGGCGCUCCUGCUCCCUCCGGUCCUGGUCGUCAGGCUACACCCCAAGAAUUAUCAACAUACAGAAAUCUCUUGGUUGCAACAAUUCAAGAGCGAAAUAUACAGUCUUUCUACCCCCCCGAUAAACUCGAGCGUGUCCUGCAAGGCCUCCAUAAUGCGCCCGACCGUAUUCAGCAGCUCAUGCGCGAGUGGAAUGUAGGCCAGGAAGUCGCAAUGGAUGUCAUCAAACUGGCCUUGUUCGAUACUGUCAUUUAUGUCGAUGACAGCGGUUCCAUUCAAUUCGAGGAGGAGGGUAGUCGAUUAACUCAGUUGCGACAGAUUCUCGGCCUCAUCUCUACCGCCGCGUCCAAAUUCGACCAAGACGGAGUAACUAUUCGGUUCAUGAACUCUGACGAGCGUGGCGACAAUAUUCGCAGCCGCGAAGAUGCCGAAGCUCUUGUAUCGCGUGUUCGUUUCUCCGGCCUUACCCCCAUGGGUACCAGCUUGAAGAAUAAGGUCUUAGAUCCCUUGGUUGCUGGUCCUGCCCGAUCUGGUCGCCUUGAGAAGCCCGUACUUGUCAUCACAAUCACCGACGGACAGCCCGCUGGUGAACCUCACGGUGCCGUCAAAGAUGCUAUUCGCUCUGUUACGGACGAACUGGCUCGCACUCGCUAUGGUCGUGGUGGUGUGAGUUUCCAAUUUGCCCAGGUCGGCACGGAUUUGCACGCACGCCAGUUCUUGUCUAAGCUUGAUGAAGACCCCAGCCUGGGUAAUCUGAUUGAUUGCACCUCUAGCUUUGAGGUUGAACAAGAUGAAAUGUCACGAGCCAAUCCUCCUGUUAACCUUACACGAGAACUCUGGGUCGCAAAAGUCAUGCUUGGAGCAAUUGACGCUUCUUAUGAUACCAAAGACGAAAAAUCACAGGCUCCUCCCCCUCCAGCAGGAGGCUACGGCGGCGGUUAUGGCCAAGCACCACAGUACGGACAGCCCCAGGGUGGCUAUCCACCACAACAAGGAUACGGUGGUCAGCAAGGCUAUGGCCAACCCCCACAACAGGGCUAUGGCCAACCUCCCCAGCAACAAGGAUACGGCCAGCCUCCCCAGCAGCAGUACGGUGGAUACAAUUCUCCUCCACCCGGUCAGGGUGGACCAUACGGCCAGCCUGGAUAUCCCCCUCAGCAGGGCUAUGGCGCGCCACCUCCUCGUCGUUACUAG
Talaromyces amestolkiae is the source of this 1767-nucleotide messenger RNA. RefSeq lists its product as uncharacterized. The transcript is spliced from 7 exons. The coding region runs from base 1 to 1767 and encodes 588 amino acids. Lineage: Eukaryota; Fungi; Ascomycota; Eurotiomycetes; Eurotiales; Trichocomaceae. The record is from RefSeq and is a predicted model, not a curated record.